Molecule: messenger RNA, 5282 nt
Organism: Paramisgurnus dabryanus
Lineage: Eukaryota; Metazoa; Chordata; Actinopteri; Cypriniformes; Cobitidae
Source: RefSeq, a predicted model, not a curated record
GAUGCUCCUGCGCGCGCACACACACACUACCCAGCGCCAACAGCCAAAGAAACUAAUGUUGCCCUCCUAACCAGCGACUGAGUUUUUAAAACUAUGCCUUGAUGCAACUUACCGAACCCGCUGGAAAUCGGAAAGUUUGAGAAGUGAAAAGGGAAAGUUGGGAAGUAAUCGCUGAAGUUUUCCUGUAUUCGCGUGCAGGAGCGCAUCGAGCCAUAAUGGCGAGCCGCUCGCGGACAGGAUCGCGGGGUUUACCUCGAUUCUCGCUCGCGGCGUGGGACAGACACUACCGAUCGUGCUGGAGUAACUUGAAGAUUUCACAGUGGAUCAUGUUUGUUUUGUUUGUCUUUCUUUGUGGUGGAUUUUGUGGAGCAGACAGUGAGUUUUCCAUCUUGGAGGAGGCUCAAGUUUUGGCAGUGCAGAUGGAAAAGCUGUCUACACAGGAGCUGGGUGUUCUCACCAUGCAGAGAAUCUUCAAUUCCUUUGUGUACACAGAGAAGACUUCAAAUGGUGAAACGGAGGUACAGCAGCUGGCGAAGAAGAUCCGGGAGAAGUUUAACCGAUACCUGGAUGUGGUUAACAGGAACAAGCAGGUGGUCGAAGCCUCUUACACAGCCCACCUCACCUCCCCUCUUACAGCCAUCCAGGACUGUUGCAGUAUUCCUCCCUCCAUGAUGGAAUUCGAUGGCCAUUUUAAUACCAAUGUCUCAAAGACCAUCAGCUGUGAUCGCCUGUCCCCUACCGUCACUAGCCGAGCUUUCAACCCUGGACGAGACCUCAACUCUGUGUUGGCAGACAACCUCAAGUCCAAUCCAGGGAUCAAGUGGCAGUACUUCAGCUCAGAGGAGGGCAUUUUCACUGUGUUUCCUGCUCACAAGUUUCACUGCAAAGCCACAUAUGAGCACAGAAGCAGGCCUGUGUAUGUUUCAGCAGUGAGGCCGCAGUCAAAACACAUAGUGGUUAUCAUAGACCACGGUGCUUCUGUUACUGAGACUCAGCUCCAGAUCGCCCGGGACGCCGCCCUCAUCAUCCUUAACUCCAUCGACGAACAUGAUAAAAUCUCUGUGUUGACUGUAGCAGAUACCGUACGCUCUUGCUCUCUGGAUCAGUGCUACAAGAGCUUCCUCUCGCCUGCUACCAGUGAGACGAAGAGGAAGAUGAGCACCUUUAUUAACAAUGUCAAAGCCUCUGACAGCUCUACCCAGCAUGCACUGGGCUUCCAGAAAGCCUUUCAGUUGUUGAGGAACACAAGUAGUGUCACCAGACAACUGACUAACACAGACAUGGUGAUAAUCUAUCUGUCGUCGGGCAUCACCUCACGAGACUCGUCCGAGCACGAAAAGAGAUCGACGCUGAGCAUUGUCAAAGAGGAGAACCGCCACCUCAACAACUCCGUCAUGAUCCUCACCUACGCUCUUAUGAACGAAGGAGUAACUGGACUUAAAGAGUUGGCUUUCUUGCGAGACCUGGCCGAGCAAAACUCUGUGAAAUACGGCGUUCCGGAUCGCUCCGCGCUCCCUGUCGUGAAGGGCAGCAUGAUGGUGCUGAACCAGCUCAGUAACCUGGAGACCACAGUGGGACGCUUUUACAUCAACCUGCCCAACCGAAUGAUAGACGUGGCCUCCUUCAGCCUACCUUACUCAGACCAGAUGGGAGACGGCUUCAUCAUGACGGCCAGUCGACCAUGCUACUUCGGAAACUUGUUGCUGGGUGUAGUUGGAGUUGAUGUGAAUCUGGCAUACAUACUGGAGGAUGUCACCUACUACCAGGACUCCCUGGCUUCAUAUACCUUCCUUAUAGACAAUAAAGGCUACACCCUCAUGCACCCAUCACUCACCCGUCCAUACCUGAUGACUGAGGCUCCUCUCCAUACAGACAUCAUCCACUACGAAAACAUCCCUGGGUUUGCUGUUGUGCGUCAAAACAUCCUUAGUUUGCCCCUGGGGAGUCAGGUCAUUGCGGUGCCUGUCAACUCCUCUCUGUCCUGGCACAUGAAUCGCCUGCGUGACCCCCGUCAAGAUGCCUACAACGUCAGCUAUGCCUGGAAACUGGUUCAGGACACGUCCUUUAUCUUGUGUAUAGUGUAUGUUCAGCCAGAGAUCCCAGUGAAACAACUGAAAAAUCUGAACACCGCCCCCAGCAGCAAACUCCUGUACCACCGUCUGGAUCUGCUGGGACAGCCAAGCUCCUGUCUGCACUUUAAACAGCUCGCUACAGUCGAGAGUCCCACAGUGAUGUUGUCUGCUGGAAGUUUCUCUUCACCAUAUGAACACUUGAGUCAGCCCGAAACCAAACGCAUGGUGGAGCACUACACCGCUUACCUGAGUGACAACACCCGCCUUAUAGCCAACCCAGGCCUGAAGUCAUCGGUUAGGAACGAGGUGAUGGCCACCAGUCACGUGACAGAUGAAUGGAUGAGUCUUAUGGAGAUGAGCAGCCUGAACUGCUACAUUGUUCGGCGUUACAUAGCAACGCCCAAUGGGGUGCUGCGGAUUUACCCCGGUUCACUCAUGGACAAAGCCUUCGACCCCACCAGGAGGCGAUGGUAUCUCCAUGCUGUCGCCAAUCCUGGUCUCAUCACUUUUACCGGACCAUACCUGGAUGUGGGUGGGGCCGGAUAUGUGGUUACCAUUAGUCACACCAUUCAUGCCUCUAGUUCCCAAAUUGCCUCCGGUUACACAGUAGCAGUUAUGGGUAUUGACUUCACUCUUCGCUACUUCUACAAAGUUCUGUUGGACCUUCUGCCCAUCUGUAACCAAGACAAGGGGAACAAAAUCCGUUGUUUUAUUAUGGAGGACAGAGGAUAUCUUGUGGCCCAUCCGACACUGAUCGAUCCUAAGGGCCAUGCACCAGCGGAACAGCAACAUAUUACCCAUAAGGAGCCCCUAGUGGCCAAUGACAUACUCAACCACCCCAACUUUGUGAAGAAGAACCUGUGUAACAGUUUCAGUGAUCGAACCGUCCAGCGCUUCUACAAGUUCAACACCAGCAUUGUGGGUGAUCUGACAAACCUAGUCCAUGGCAGUCACUGCUCAAAGUACAAACUCACACGUAUCCCAGGAACCAAUGCGUUUGCUGGCAUUGUGAAUGAGACCUGUGAUUCGCUGGCCUUCUGUGCCUGCAGUACUGUGGAUCGCCUCUGUCUUAACUGCCACAGAAUGGAGCAGAAUGAAUGUGAAUGCCCCUGUGAGUGCCCCCUAGAGGUGAAUGAGUGUACUGGAAACCUCACAAAUGCUGAGAAUAGAAACCCAAGCUGUGACGUGCACCAGGAGCCUUUGACUUUUAGUGUAAUCGAGCCCAGUCUACAGGACACACUGCCUCAGUGUAUCAACACCAGAUGUAGCCAGCGCUUCACCAGCAGUGACUGUUUUGGGGUUCUGGACUGCGAAUGGUGUAUGGUCGACAGCGAUGGAAAGACUAAUCUGGAUAAGCCCUACUGUGCCCUGCAGAAAGAGUGUUUUGGAGGGAUAGUGGGUGCCAAAAGUCCAUAUGUGGAUGGAUUGGGCAUUUUAGAUGAGGAGGUGGCUUCUCUGAACAUGAUAAAAAGUGCACCAGUUGGACCAGUGGCAGGAGGCAUAAUGGGAUGCAUCAUGGUGCUGGUGUUGGCUGUGUAUGCCUAUAGGCACCAGAUCCACCGUCGCAGCCAUCAGCACAUGUCCCCUUUGGCUGCACAAGAGAUGUCUGUGCGGAUGUCAAACUUGGAAAAUGAGCGAGAUGACAGAGAUGAAGACAGUCAUGAAGACAGAGGAAUAAUUAGCAACACUCGAUUCAUCGCUGCUGUUAUAGAGAGGCACACACACAGUCCCGAGCGCAGGCGGAGAUACUGGGGCCGGUCAGGGACAGAAAGUGACCAUGGUUACAGUACCAUGAGCCCUCAGGAGGACAGUGAGAAUCCACCGUGCAACAACGAUCCUCUGUCUGCGGGCGUUGACGUGGGCAAUCACGAUGAGGACCUUGACCUGGAUACACCUCCACAAACAGCUGCUCUUCUAAGCCACAAGUUCCACCCGUAUCGGCACCCCCACACACACCACCCCCUUCACUUGCAUACGCACCAUCUCCAGGCGGCCGUUACCGUGCACAGCGUGGAUGCCGAGUGCUGAUCCUGCCCACCUGUGACUCCCGAACCACCAACCCUGCCUUUGAUGCCACUGAUCUUCAGCCCUCGCUCUUCAUCCAUCAACCCUAGCAAGUCAGGCCCUGCAUCCUCCAAUGAGAGGACAGAACCAGAACUCCCUCUCUCCCAGGGGACCCACUGAUAGCUAGUGGACAGUGGUCAUAUCUGCAUAAACUAUGGAAGCAAACAGUUGGCCACCCUUUAGAAGUAAUUAGGGAGUGGAUUUGGCAGGUGCAUACGAGUUUUUUUCCAAUGAAGAUUAAAGGAUUAUUUUUCUACUAUUUAUUUAACUGGAUUUAAGAUGGGGAUAAAUGAAUGGGAAAACAUUGACUGACUUGACUGACUGACUGAACUGUCAGCUUUCUGUUUGGCCCUUGGAAUCCACUUUUAGGAUGCGGCCCUAGUUUCUCCAUGAUUAGACUGCAUGUGGAAGCCUUGAAGGAUUCAAUUCAUGGCACGUUUGAGUUAGACACAUGCCACGAGAUUUUCCUGUGGGAAGAGCAGACAAAGAAUUUCAAGGAACAAUAGACACGAAUGCCUGUGCAGCACAUCAAGGAGAGAAAGAGAGUCCUGCCAUCUGCGAAUGGAGUCUUGGAAAUGUCCUGUAUUUGGUAGUUUCACGGGUGUACAUCAUUUGUGACUGUGUGAGAAGAUUUAUCUUCAGACACUGUGCAAUGUGACCAAGGUUUCUGUGCCACAUGGGUUUAGUCUCUAAACCCACUGCCAGAUAUUUGAAAUAUUUUAAAGAUGACUUGGGAGAGACUGCUUAGACUUACCACUGUGUGUAUAAGCUCUCGUUGUAUUUCUGUCUGCUGCCCAGUUAUUUUACAUUUGUUGUGAGAGUGAUGGACAAACAGAAUGCGUGUGUUGUUGCUUGUGUACGUUAUUGUGUGUGGAUGUGUGAUGGCACGGAUGAUUGAGCUCCAUUAAUGUUGUAUUUUUUUUUUUAAUCAUUAGUCAGUAUUGAUGGAACGCGGUGAUAUUUUUCAUAUCCUUUUAAACCCAUGUGCACUUUCAUUCAACUGCCUGUCUACUGAAAUGUAGACGAUGUGCUCCUAUGAUUUUAGAGGGAUUGUGACUAUUGUUUUCUGAAUGAAAUGAUAUACCAUGUAUAUACAUCUAAAGUUUAACAAAGUAGAUAUAAAUGUGUCAUACACUACAAACCUUU